AUGGCUGCACGGCUUGUUGCACGCCUUUGGCUGGCGUUGCUGGUCGGAGCUGUCUUUGUUGCGGCCAAUACCGAAAAGGCCAUCUUUGUGGCCGGCGACGGCCAGAGUCGACGACCUGGCGGUGGUGAUGCUGAUCGCAUCGCGCUGAGCGGCAUUGCCUCCUCUCUCCCCCGGCUGACGCCCGACCGCAAUGCCUGGCGGACCAGCCUGCCCGCUGCGUUCCCCUGGGCCGACAACUUCCCGACCAACGGCACGACAUGGCUCCUGCUCGACGAGCUGACUGGGGGCCAGCGAUACGAGCUUCGCGUCUGCUGGGCGGCGUCUCAACCUACCGACUUUUCCGUCGACGUGUUUGAUCUGGCGACUGUCGCGGCAACACCGGCGCUCUCUGCGUCGCUGGCCUCGUUUGUCGAGAGAGGCCCCGGGACGACAGCUACGCCAUCCACGCCAUCCACAACCAUGACCACUGCCACUGCCUCCCUGCUGCGCAUCGUUGCUGCAGCCGACUUUGUUGCGGCCGACCGCGCUGCCAUGCACCCGGACCGUGUGCCGCCGGUGCUCACAGACAUCAUUCUCGAUCCGUACCUGUUCAAUGCGGUACCGCACUCGCUGCUGCCGGUCGUGGCGGCGAUUGUGGUUGUCGCGGGCGCGAGUGCGUGGCUGGCGCGGCGCGUAAUUCUGCCGCAGCUGCGGGCCGUAGCCGAUGGCGGUGUUGGUGCUGCUGGAGUACGUCCAACAAAAGGACGCAAAGCGCAGAAAGCGCAGAACAAGGAUAGAUGA
Molecule: messenger RNA, 780 nt
Organism: Sporothrix schenckii 1099-18
Lineage: Eukaryota; Fungi; Ascomycota; Sordariomycetes; Ophiostomatales; Ophiostomataceae
Exons: 2
Coding region: 1-780 (259 amino acids)
Biological process (GO): GPI anchor biosynthetic process
Cellular component (GO): endoplasmic reticulum membrane; mannosyltransferase complex
Molecular function (GO): mannosyltransferase activity
Source: RefSeq, a predicted model, not a curated record